Exophiala spinifera is the source of this 2142-nucleotide messenger RNA. RefSeq lists its product as uncharacterized. The record is from RefSeq and is a predicted model, not a curated record. NCBI's taxonomy places the organism in Eukaryota, Fungi, Ascomycota, Eurotiomycetes, Chaetothyriales, Herpotrichiellaceae. Gene Ontology annotation, cellular component: nucleus. Gene Ontology annotation, biological process: double-strand break repair via nonhomologous end joining. Bases 1 to 2142 code for a protein of 713 amino acids. The transcript has 3 exons. Gene Ontology annotation, molecular function: DNA-directed DNA polymerase activity; DNA binding.
AUGGCAUCAUACCCGAAAAAAGAAGAAAAGGCCAGGUUUUUUGAGGAUUUAUAUCGUUUAGAUGAUCUCAUCAGUGGUGAUGAGAGUCAGAAUGAACCAUCAAACGUUUCGUGCGAGGUACACCAUGCCGCUCAACCAGCUAGAUCCAGGGAACAAACCCAGCAAAACGACGGUCAUCAUUCCAGCAACCGAUCUCGCCAUAUCAGCAAGGUUCAAGGCAAGAAACGAUUGCACGAAGGGUUGUCACAAUCAGCACCGAUUAUGAUCGACGAUGAAAACGUCAGUGAUGUUGAGAGUUCACCAAGCCUCGGUCAAGCACCAACGAAGAAGACAAAGACCGAGGUGGGAGCUAAGGGUACCGUCAAACCACCCAAGGCCUCAGUGAAGGAAAUGGAAAGGAAUUCUACAAAUAUAUCAAAUCUCAAGCAACUGAAAAGGAAAGUUCCGAAGAGCAUGAACUUGACAUUCGUCCCGACAGAACUGCAAUUCUUUGAGGGGUUUGUUUUCUACUUUGUCCCCAAUAAUGACGACAAUCCUGUUCGCCGUAUCAGAAUAUAUAAAAGUGUGCUGCUGGGAGCCGAAUGGGUGCACGAGUGGUAUGAUGAUGUGACACAUAUUAUUGUCGAUCACAGCUAUACGAUGACCGAAGUUGCAGACUCUUUUCCCUCCGGGAAGGUUCCGGAAUGUCCAGCUAUCGUGCUCGAAGACUGGCUUGUGCAGAGCUUUUCGCUGAAACAGCCACAAAAUGUCAAUAGGAAACAAUUCUUGGUUCCCGGGUUUGAGCGUCGUCAGCAUGAUCAUGUCGAAGCUCCUCCUACGGCAAAUAUGGAUUUGACUCGACCCAAAACGCCAAUGCGCCCGAAACCUCAAUUGAAGAAAAGCGAUAUUACCCCUUCUAAGUCACCUUUUGCUGGCGAGCCAAAGGCGGACAGAGCGUCAACGAGAGCAGACGAUCAGCUUCGUGUCGCUAUCCAAGCCGUGAAGGACAUCGGCUGUUUGUCCAUGAAACCAAGCUUCGACAAUGCAAGUGAAUCUCAGCACCAAGACGAACAGGAUCUUGCCCUUGCUAUCCUGCGCCAGGACGACAAGAUGCGGAAGCAGAAUGCCGGUUAUCAAUGUAUGGAGAAGCAUGGCAGUGGUACCAGUGACACAAACCCGAACAAAAGAACCAUCGAGAACCUCCAGGAGCUGGCAACACUCUACGACCGUAAAGGCGAUCACUGGCGCACGACAGCCUUCCGUAAAGCAAUUGGCGCACUCAAGACCCAAGAAGAGCUGAUUCGCACGAAGGAGCAAGCGAUGUCAUUGAACGCCAUUGGCGAGAGCAUAGCUGGGAUGAUCGAGGAAUUUGUGUCCAAAGAUCGAAUCCGGAGACUCGACGAAUCUCAGAAAGAUCCGCGUGACCAGACUCUUGAGCUCUUCAUGGGUAUCUAUGGUGUUGGCGCUCAGACAGCGGCAUCGUGGUACUCCCAAGGCCAUCGCACUCUAAAUGACAUUCGCCGGAAAGUCAAGUUGACUCCUUGCCAGCUCGUUGGACUUGAACACUACGACGACCUCCAACAGCGCAUCCCUCGUGACGAGGUUGCUCACCAUGCAACCAUUGUCAGAAAAGCUCUGAGAGCCGCAGAUCGCGGCUUGCAGCUGAUAGUGGGCGGUUCUUUUAGAAGAGGUAAAGCAGACUGUGGAGAUAUAGACUGCAUCAUCACCAAAGAAGGCGCUGACAUACGUCACAUACGAACACUCAUGUUGGGCACAGUUAUUCCAAAAUUGACAGAGCAGGGGUUUUUGAAGGUUGCGCUAGCUACGGGGACAGGGGAAGAUGCUGCAAAAUGGCAUGGAUGCUCGGCCUUGCCAGGCAUUGAAAUAUGGCGGCGAAUAGAUCUGUUGUUCGUCCCGUGGGCGGAACUUGGAGCCGCCCUGAUAUACUUCACCGGCGACGAUAUCUUCAACAGGAGCAUGCGGCUCUUGGCGAGUAAAAAGGGCAUGAGGUUGAAUCAGCAAGGGCUCUACAAGGACGUGCUGCGAGGCCGUGGACGAGAGAGAUUUACAGAAGGGCAGCUUGUGGAAGGGCAGGAUGAGAAACGCAUUUUUGAUAUUUUGGGCGUUCCAUACUGGAGGCCCGAAGACAGACAGAUUGGAUGA